UAGAGGUCGCCGCGGGCUUUUUUGCGUUAUGUUUUUGAGUACGUUUGUGGGGUGAAAAUUGUGUAAAUUUUAGGAGUUUCUAUAUUAAGGGUUUUAAGUUCUUCCUGUGUAAUACUAAUCGAAAGUGCAAACCAAUGUAUGAGGCCGGAAAUGGCUGACGAACAGGAAAUUAGACAGUUGGAGCUACUUUGCAAGCAGCUAUACGAGUCGCAGGACACUAGCGUCCUAGCGGACGCGGAAACUGCGCUGGUAGUAUUUCAGGCCAGCUCCGAUGCCCUGACCAAGUGUCAGGUGCUUCUCGACCGCGGAGACUCUGCUUAUGCCCAGUUAUUGGCUGCCACCACCCUCACAAAACUAGUGUCGCGGAGCGCCCAAGGCUUGAGCCUGCAGCAACGGGUUGAUAUCAGGAACUAUGUCUUGAAUUAUUUGGCCAACAGGCCCAAGCUGCCCGGUUUUGUAGUGCAAGCAUUGGUAACGCUGUUUGCCCGCAUCACCAAGCUGGGCUGGUUUGACACCCAUAAGGACGAUUAUGUGUUUAGGAACGUCGUUUCUGACAUUGGAAAGUUUUUGCAGGGCUCUGUGGAACACUGCAUGAUCGGCGUUCAGCUCUUGUCCCAGUUAACGUGCGAAAUGAAUCAAAUAUCCGACGUAGAAGCCAACAGGUCAUUAACUAAGCAUCGCAAAAUAGCGUCAUCAUUCCGUGACACCCAGCUGUUUGAGAUUUUUAGACUUUCCUGUAAUUUGCUGGGAAAUGCGAGAGAAAAUUGCAAAAAUCUUAACUUUAGUGACGAGAAUCAACACGGGCUGAUGACUCAACUGCUGAGACUCGCCCAAAACUGCCUGACGUUCGAUUUCAUAGGUACUUCGACGGACGAGUCUUCAGACGACUUGAGCACAGUGCAGAUACCUACAAGCUGGAGACCGGCGUUUCUCGAUUUUACGACCCUUAAGCUAUUUUUCGACUUGUACCACACACUUCCCAACACGUUGUCCUCAUUGGCCUUGUCGUGUUUGGUUCAAAUAGCGUCCGUGCGGAGGUCUUUGUUCAGCAAUACGGAGCGCGCGAAAUUCCUGACGCACCUCGUCAGCGGGGUGAAACACAUACUGCAGAAUCCGCAGCGGCUCAGCGAUUCCGCUAACUACCACGAGUUCUGCAGGCUGUUGGCGCGGUUAAAGUCGAAUUAUCAACUGGGCGAACUCGUGAUGGUCGAUAAUUACCCAGAGGCGAUUCAGUUGAUCGCCAAAUUCACGGUCCAAAGUCUCCAAAUGUGGCAAUUCGCCCCGAACAGCGUCCACUAUCUACUGUCGCUAUGGCAGAGGAUGGUAGCGUCGGUGCCUUACGUCAAAGCCACUGAGCCCCAUUUGCUGGAGACGUACACACCCGAGGUAACGAGCGCGUAUAUAACCUCGCGCCUGGAAUCCGCGGCCGUAGUGGCUCGUGACGGGCUUGAGGACCCACUCGACGAUCUGGGGAUGGUUCAGCAGCAGCUCGAGCAGCUGUCCGUUAUCGGACGGUGCGAGUACCAAAAGACCUGCACGCUCCUGGUGCAGCUGUUCGACAGGGCAGCGGCCACGUACUCGGAACUACUUUCCGCCCCUGCUCAGCCUGUCGAGGUCGCAGUACAAGAAGGCCAAUUGACGUGGUUGGUUUACAUAAUCGGUUCGGCUAUCGGAGGUCGGGUCUCCUUCAACAGCAACGAGGAGCACGACACAAUGGACGGGGAGCUGGUGUGCCGCGUGUUGCAGCUCAUGAACCUGACGGAUUCGAGGCUUGCCCGCGGCGGCUGCGAGAAACUCGAACUCGCCAUGUUGAGUUUCUUCGAGCAAUUCCGGAAGAUCUACGUCGGUGAUCAGGUGCAAAAGAACUCCAAGGUGUACCGGCGGUUGUCCGAGGUACUCGGCCUGAACGACGAGGCCACCGUGCUCAGCGUGUUCAUUAGGAAAAUCAUCACCAAUUUGAAAUAUUGGGGUCGGAGCGAACAAAUCAUCAGCAAAACCCUGCAGCUCCUCAACGAUCUCUCCGUGGGCUACAGCUGCGUGCGCAAGCUCGUCAAACUCGAGGAGGUGCAGUUCAUGCUGAAUAACCACACGAGCGAGCAUUUCCCGUUUCUGGGCAAUUCGGCGGCCAUCGCGGAGAUGCGGUGCCGAUCGAUGUUCUACACGUCGUUGGGUAGACUGCUGAUGGUCGAUCUGGGCGAGGACGAGGACAGGUUCCACACGUUCAUGUUGCCCUUGACCGCCGCCUUCGAGAGCAUCGGCCAGAUGCUGUCGACGGCCGACACGCCCCUUUUCCCCACCGAUGACGCGAAAAAGGCGUUGAUUGGUCUCGCGAGGGACCUACGCGGCUUGGCCUUUUCCUUCAACACCAAGACGUCGUACAUGAUGUUGUUCGACUGGAUAUAUCCCAAUUACACGCCGAUCCUGCUCCGAGCGAUAGAGCUGUGGUACCACGAUCCCCAGGUGACGACGCCCGUGUUGAAGCUGUUCGCAGAGCUGGUGCAAAACCGGUCGCAACGGUUACAGUUCGACGUUUCGUCGCCGAACGGUAUCCUACUCUUCAGGGAGGCGAGCAAGAUCAUCUGCAGCUACGGCACUCGGAUAUUGAACGUGGAGGUGGCCAAAGAACAGGUGUACCCAAUGAAGUUGAAGGGUAUAUCCGUGUGUUUCUCGAUGCUGAAGGCUGCCCUUUGCGGCAGUUACGUCAAUUUCGGUGUGUUCCGUUUGUACGGCGACGAGGCCUUGGACAACGCGCUCAACGUGUUCGUCAAAUUGCUGCUGUCGAUACCCCAGGCGGAUCUUCUGGACUACCCGAAGCUAUCACAGACUUACUACGUCCUGUUAGAGUGUCUCGCGCAGGACCACAUGGGAUUCCUUGCGACGUUGCAGCCCACCGUGUUCCUGUACAUCCUGUCCUCGAUAUCGGAGGGUCUUACUGCCUUAGGUGGGCUAUAUGAUUAUUACACAGAUACAAUGGUGUGUACAGGAUGCUGCGCGACUCUAGACCAUAUAGUAACUUAUUUAUUUAAACAAUUAACGCAAAAGGGUGAGUAUAUAACGACGAUUAGGUUUUGGUCCGCGAGGCAAACUCGUGUGUUCGUAGCGUAUCCCGGGAAAAAACAGGUGGGCAUGCCCCAGGGGGGCGGCGGCGACAUGUUCCUCAAAGUGUUGGAGAUGCACCCCGAGAUACUGCAGCAGAUCCUCAGCACCGUACUGAAUGUGAUAAUGUUCGAAGACUGCCGGAAUCAGUGGUCGAUGUCGAGGCCUCUCCUCGGGCUCAUCCUCUUGAACGAGGACUAUUUCGCGCAGAUGCGCGAGAAUAUAAUCAGGAGUCAGCCGCCCGAUAAGCAGGCCGCGAUGGCGCAGUGGUUCGAAAAUCUGAUGGACGGGAUCGAGCGGAAUCUGCUGACGAAGAACAGGGACAGGUUUACCCAAAACUUGUCUAUGUUUAGGCGGGACAUUAACGACUCAUUGAAGGGACCGAACGUAAAUUCAUCCACGUUUAGUGAUAUGAUGACUUUGUAGUGAGUUUGGCGCUGUGUAAAAGUGAGGUUAGGCGGUGUAUACAAGAUACAAAAAAAAAUAAAGAUUGUUAUGUAAGUAAAUAUUUUUAGGCAUUUUUUUCCGUCGCGGCUGAGCCUGCCGCACUUGGUGAACGAUUGUCUUUUUUUUAUACAUAUGCGGUGACGAUGAGAGUAAGUCUGUGGAGCAAGAUUGUACAUUGUUUAGAUUUACACAGGAAGAAUAAAUUAUGCGAUAUGUUCGAUUUUUUUCCUUUCUUGCCCACUUGUAUUCGUUAGCGCUCCAAGAUUUCUAUACAAAAUUUCGUUUUGUAUAGAAAUAACUAACGUAAAGCAACGUGUUUGUCUCACCUCCUUAAAUACUCGUUUUUGGGACGAAACACUUCGAGUAAGUUGUGACGUCACAAUUACACGUGUUUCAUCGAGGAUUAUACUUUUUACUGAUGUCGGUAAUGGGCCACUAUACUUAAUAGAUUACCCCAUGGUUGGAAAAAUGCACUACCACGGACUACUAAACAAUUCGUAGAAUUCUGUACAUCUGGGUUGGCUUCGGCCUCACUAUCGGGUAAGUUCGUGAAGAACUGAAAAAUUUUUUAUAGCCGAGAUAUUCGGGGAUUUAUGCGAUAUUUGAUUGAAAUUGGGGUACGUGUCGAUGAUUUUGUGGAGCAUGCAUCCAUACAAAAUGAAGUUGCCAAGCAGGAAUCUCCUUAAUCAGGUGAGUGAGGUAAACUUGGGACUCGUUUAAUAAAUGUAAUAAUUGCCUCGUUUGAACAUCAUCGUCAGUCUAACUGUGAACUCACACAGAAUGUAGUAACAAUUUGUUCUGUGUGGCCGAUGUAGCCGAGUGACACUAAGACCGCAUCUAUUGCGACACACCACUUAAACCCAAGUUGCUGUAUUUCUCAGACAAUAUAUCCUAACCCCAGUAUAUUACAAAAUUAGAAUAGCAUGCCAUAAUAAAACAUAAUCUUGUGCAUAUUUUUGGCAGUUAUCAGGUCUUACAAUUAGCGUGGCCGCGUGUACACAACUAUUGUGACAAAUUUGCAGUUCGCUCUGCACUGGAAUCAAGUUCCGCGUUUGUACUUUGGGUUAGUAAUACAGAGCGGCUGCCCUUUGCCCUUUUUAGAGUCACAGCUUCCUUCUCUUUAAUCGAUGUCUACAAAUGUAAAUUCCAACAAAAAACCCCAAUUACGCUCCAAAAAAUCAAGUUUCAAGUAUUUUUAGUUACAGCCUUGAAUAUCGGUUAGUUAUUGGUGUUCGCCUAUGAAAUCUGUUCCUCAAUGUGCGAUUUCCCGUUUCGGCAGAUGUUUCUUGGUUCCAAUGAGGUUGGUAAUGUGCGACCAUAAAGAAUGGCGAUAUCAAAAUCCCACAUUGAAAUGUGCACAAUUAUUAGCUCAUUUUGAUGUAAUUAAAACAAAUGUAUCUAGAGACUAAAAAAUGUUAUUCUUAUGUGAAAGACGGGUCUUCCCUCUUCACCACUUGAUAUGAUGACUACUUUUAGGUUUCUGUUAAUUUUGUUAUAUUCAUAAAGUGUGCACAUGUUUAUGUUAGGUGCCAAGAGAAUGACUUUUUGAGAAACCCAGAACAGGAGACAUCAGCAUUGGUGUGUGGCA
Messenger RNA from Cylas formicarius (sweet potato weevil), 5131 nucleotides. It is a transcript of the gene Ranbp16, whose product is annotated as exportin-7. Gene Ontology annotation, cellular component: nuclear pore; cytoplasm. Bases 139 to 3522 code for a protein of 1127 amino acids. Gene Ontology annotation, biological process: protein export from nucleus. The record is from RefSeq and is a predicted model, not a curated record. Gene Ontology annotation, molecular function: nuclear export signal receptor activity; small GTPase binding. Lineage: Eukaryota; Metazoa; Arthropoda; Insecta; Coleoptera; Brentidae. The transcript is spliced from 14 exons.